Colletotrichum orchidophilum is the source of this 1104-nucleotide messenger RNA. RefSeq lists its product as uncharacterized. The transcript is spliced from 2 exons. The record is from RefSeq and is a predicted model, not a curated record. Gene Ontology annotation, biological process: chromatin organization. Gene Ontology annotation, cellular component: nucleus. NCBI's taxonomy places the organism in Eukaryota, Fungi, Ascomycota, Sordariomycetes, Glomerellales, Glomerellaceae. The coding region runs from base 1 to 1104 and encodes 367 amino acids.
AUGUCCGAACAAGCGAGCUCGCGGUUUACACCGUCCAACAAGACAACAACGGAGCGCAUCUCGGACAGCACCGUCGGUCUCGUCGCGCUCUCCGACUUUCGCAAACGACGCGCCGAGGUCCUCGAUCAGCAAGACCGCGAACGAGAAGCCGCCUUGUCCGGCACAUCCACGCCCGACCGCUCCCAUUCCGCGACGCCAGAUCCCGGGAGCGACUCGGCCAGCGGUGCGAGCAAACCGAAAAAGAAGAAGAAGAAGCUCGGCGGCAGCAAGCUGUCUUUUGGCGACGAUGAAGAGGAGGGGGAGGAGGAGGAUUUGGUGCCAAUGAAGAAAGGCAAGAAGGCAGACGAGGGCGACGACAACAAAGCCACGUCAGUGAAGAAGUCCAAAGUCGUUGCCAACUCGUCAGUCGCCUUUGUGCCCAAGGUCAUGUCGAAAGCGGCAUUGCGCCGCGAAGCAGCUGAGCGAGAGGCGUUGCGCAAGGAGUUCCUGGCGAUACAAGAGGCUGUCAAAACGACGGAAAUUGCCAUACCAUUCGUCUUUUACGACGGUUCAAAUAUCCCAGGUGGUACCGUACGCGUCAAGAAGGGCGACUACAUCUGGGUGUUCCUUGACAAGAGUCGAAAAGUUGGCGCCGAGCUGGGCGUGGGGGAAAAGGCCAAUGCACGAAGGGAAUGGGCGAGAGUUGGGGUGGACGACCUGAUGCUCGUUCGGGGGUCCAUCAUCAUUCCACAUCACUACGAGUUCUACUUUUUCAUCAUCAACAAAAACGCCGGCCCAGGUGGCCAACAACUCUUCAACUACAAAGCCGACGCGCCGCCCAAAAAGGACGGUCCGGAACCCGACGAAGCCCCGGCUGCCCCCGCCGGCGGACUGACCACCGCAGCGGCUCUCAAGGCGGCUGCAGUGAAGGCCUUGCCUGAUAUCAACACUCUCGAAGGAGCCACAGACGACCCUACCCUGACGAAAGUGGUGGAUCGGCGCUGGUAUGAGCGCAACAAGCACAUCUACCCAGCGAGCAUGUGGCAGGAGUUUGACUCCGAGAAGGACUAUGAUACGGAAGUGCGGAAGGAUGCCGGCGGUAACACAUUCUUCUUCUCGAGAUGA